Messenger RNA from Candoia aspera, 1167 nucleotides. It is a transcript of the gene CPSF4, whose product is annotated as cleavage and polyadenylation specific factor 4. Gene Ontology annotation, molecular function: RNA binding; zinc ion binding. The record is from RefSeq and is a predicted model, not a curated record. Lineage: Eukaryota; Metazoa; Chordata; Lepidosauria; Squamata; Candoiidae. Bases 84 to 893 code for a protein of 269 amino acids. The transcript is spliced from 8 exons.
GGCUGCUCCCGGCGGAGUGGAGGCACCUUGCGCGGAGGUCGCGGCCCUUUUCGCCCCCCGGUCGGCCUCUCCCUGCCGCCGCCAUGCAGGAGCUGAUCGCCAGCGUGGACCACAUCAAGUUCGACUUGGAGAUCGCGGUGGAGCAGCAGCUGGGGGCGCAGCCGCUGCCCUUCCCGGGCAUGGACAAGUCGGGUGCUGCCGUCUGUGACUUUUUUCUAAAGGCAGCUUGUGGGAAAGGGGGGAUGUGUCCCUUCCGGCACAUCAGUGGUGAAAAGACAGUGGUUUGUAAGCACUGGUUACGAGGACUGUGCAAGAAAGGGGACCAGUGUGAAUUCUUGCAUGAGUAUGACAUGACCAAGAUGCCAGAAUGUUACUUCUAUUCAAAAUAUGGGGAAUGCAGCAACAAGGAGUGUCCAUUCUUGCAUAUUGACCCAGAAUCUAAAAUCAAAGAUUGCCCUUGGUAUGACCGGGGUUUUUGUAAACACGGUCCUCUCUGCAGACACAGACACACACGGCGUGUUAUUUGUGUGAAUUACCUGGUAGGCUUCUGUCCAGAAGGGCCUGCGUGCAAAUUCAUGCAUCCUCGAUUUGAACUUCCCAUGGGAACCACAGAGCAGCCUCCGCUCCCACCACCAGCGCAGCCACAACAAAAGCAAAACAAUAACACGCCAUUACAAAGGUCAUCCUCUCUCAUCCAGUUGACGAAUCAGAACUCUUCUCCCAACCAACAGAGGACUCCACAGGUCAUUGGGGUUAUGCAGUCCCAAAACAACAGCAUAGGGAACAGAGGCCCACGCCCCCUGGAGCAGGUCACCUGCUAUAAGUGUGGUGAAAAAGGACAUUAUGCCAACAGAUGUACCAAAGGACAUUUGGCCUUCCUUAGUGGGCAAUGAGCCAGCAGACUUUACAGCAUUUUUAUAUACUGUAUAUAAUUAGGAGCUGAAUUAUCUCUACUGUCAUCUUGAACUAUUGAACCACCUUUUUUACACCUGCACCAAAGGACUGGCCAGUGAAAGGAUUACUUGAUCUGCAACUACUAUUCUUUUCUGGUAUUUCCUUGUUCUAAUUUUUAAGGCUAGAACUUGUUCACAGAAUGUAAUGUGAAAGCAGCCUGAAGAAGCAAAGUUAAUACACAAGCCUUCUGAAAUAAAACAUUUGGGAUAGGGA